This is a messenger RNA of Oncorhynchus mykiss (rainbow trout), 954 nucleotides long. It is a transcript of the gene rnf144ab, whose product is annotated as ring finger protein 144ab. Gene Ontology annotation, molecular function: ubiquitin-protein transferase activity; zinc ion binding. Gene Ontology annotation, biological process: protein ubiquitination. Lineage: Eukaryota; Metazoa; Chordata; Actinopteri; Salmoniformes; Salmonidae. The record is from RefSeq and is a predicted model, not a curated record.
AUGGGCCUGCUGCCUCCAAAUAUGGAAUGCAUGGUGGCAGCAGAGAGCAUGCAGAAGUACAGGAGGCUGCAGUUUGAGUGAGAGGUGCUGUUGGACCCAUGCCGGACCUGGUGCCCGUCCUCGUCGUGCCAGGCAAUGGGUCAGCUGUAAGAGGUGGAGAUGGAGCUGCCACAGCUGGUCCAGUGCUCUGUGUGCAGGCUGGAGUUCUGCUCGGCCUGCCGGAACAGCUGGCAUAAAGAACAUGCCUGCCAGGACAACACCUUCCGACCCGGGGAGACCAGUUCCUUCUACAAGAGCAAUGGCGACACGCCCAUAUGUAAGGUGUACAUCGAGAGGGACAAGGGAUGUGCUCAGAUGAUGUGCAAGAGCUGUAAGCGUACCUUCUGUUGGUACUGGUCUCUUGAAGAUGACCUCCUCCUGAACCACUAUGACAAAGGGCCGUGCAGAAACAAACUGGGCCUCUCCAGAGCUUCAGUUAUCUGGCACCGGACACAGGUGGUGGGGAUAUUCGCUGGCUUCGUGCUGCUCUUGCUGUUGGCGUCUCUCUUCCUCCUUCUAGCCUCAUCCUUCAUUCUGUGCUGCAAGUGUAAAUGCAGUAAAGGGGAUGACGACCCUCUGUCAACCUAACCAACCCCACCCUGGGCACAGUCAUGCCAGCUUACCUGACAGACAGGGGCACCAGGCCUGUUGGUGAACUUGGUGGUUGGUUAGUCAUCCACGCCGUAUGGGUUUUUUGUCCCUCCCACCUGCCCAGAGGAAUCUUAGGGAUCGGUGGAUUGGUCGCUGGGGCAGAGCAGUGCAGGUAGAUGAGGAAUACAGCCAGCAUGUUGGGUUGAGAGGGCACUCACUCUGUGGUUCUGUUGUGAUGUUCCAUGUGUUACGAAGGGCUGGGCCUGCAGAGGAGAGAACCGAACACAGCACCAGUCAAUGUUGGUUGUUACUUCAGAGGGCUUG